AUGCACUUCUCUACUAUCCUCCCCGUCAUCGCCGUUGCGCUUGGAGCAGCCAAUGCCGCCCCCGUCGACGACGGUGUGGUCGAGCCUCGCGGGCUUGAGUGUCCUCAUGAAAUGGAGCUGCUCAAGCUCCACGGAGUUCCCCCGGGUGGCGUGUACACCGGAGUUGGCACCCCCGACUGCUGCCAAAACCUCCCGGACAACAUCAACGACUUUGACUACCCUGAAGUGACGCCCGGCUUCCAAUGCAACAUCUACACCGGCCGAGACUGCACGGGAUCCUUCAUCACCGUUCCCGGCGAAGUGAAAUAUCAUGACCAAGAGUGGAGAAGCUGGAAGUGCACUAGAUAUGAGUGA
Molecule: messenger RNA, 354 nt
Organism: Fusarium redolens
Lineage: Eukaryota; Fungi; Ascomycota; Sordariomycetes; Hypocreales; Nectriaceae
Exons: 1
Coding region: 1-354 (117 amino acids)
Source: RefSeq, a predicted model, not a curated record